UGCGAUGUGAUAGGCUGAACGGGAGAGCUCUGACUCACCAUGAGCCGCUCACAGAAGGUCCAGACCCAGAGCUAGAGCGGACACUCACCAGGCUCCAUUCACUCUGCUGUCUGCUGUUGCUCUGUCUGUGAUGGACCUUCGACUGUGCUAUAAUCUGUUCCUCAUCUUCACUUGGACUUCACUGCCUCUUUGCAGGGCUGAAAUCUAUACGUCGCUUGUAAACGUGAAGCACGCCAUCAGUGCAGAACGGAAACUGAUCGAUUCUCUCAAAAGUUACAUAGAACAGGAGUCAGAUAGGCUACAGGACAUCAGGCGUUUUUAUGCCAAAGUUUCCCAUCUCCACUCUGAUGUGUAUAAAGGCCAAGCAACUGCUCUAGCAAACCCUCUGUUGGCUUUCACCUUUAUCAAAAGACUGUAUUCAGAAUGGCCCAAUGUGGUGUACAGUGAUGAAGCUCUGGAAAACUUACAAGCCCUCAGAUCCAGUUACGAGCAGGAAGGGUCGGCUCUGCCCAAACUCGAGGACCUCCAGGGGGCCGUUUGGGGACUCCUGAGGCUCCAGGAUGUGUACUCUCUGCAGGUGUCAGGCCUGGUCAGGGGGCAUUUCCUCACAAUAACUAGUGGAGGGACCAGUGAGAUUUAUAGGCCGCUGAUGUCUGUCCCUCUGUCUGGUGAUGACUGUUUUCUGGUUGGUAAGGUGGCAUAUGACCAGGAGGAUUACUACCAUUCAGUGCCAUGGCUGGAGCAGUCAGUGCAUCUCUUCAGAGGACACCACUGGAGCCCAGAGAACCAGGGCAGUUUAGAAGAUGCACUGGACCACCUAGCCUUCUCUCAUUUCAAAACUGGAAAUGUUACGUAUGCUUUGACCCUAUCCCAGGAGUUACUACAUCAUGAUCCAGUGAAUGAACGUGUUCUGCAAAAUGUUGAGAAAUAUGAGAAGUUGUUGGUGGUGAAACCUCAUAUUAAAGGAAAUGGGCUGAGGAGACCGGCUUCAAAAUAUUUGAGAACAAGAGAUGUGUAUGAGCGACUCUGCCAAAAUCAUGGCUCGCAACCUACACAUUUUCAAAACCCAAAACUGUUCUGCGACUACUUCACCAGUGGAAGUCCAGGCCUAACUGUGCGUCCAGCCAAACGGGAAAUACUGAGUCUGCAGCCCUUUGUGGUCCUGUAUCAUGACUUCAUCACCCACACUGAGGCAGAGGAUGUCAAGAGCCUUGCCCAGCCAGGAUUAAGAAGAUCUGUUGUAGCAAGUGGAGUAAAACAAGCUACAGCAGAUUAUCGCAUCAGUAAAAGUCUUGUCUCCAGUGCCUGGCUUAAAGACACUUCCCAUGCUGUGAUUGGGAAACUGGACCACCGGAUCUCCAUGGUAACUGGUUUAAAUGUGAACCAUCCUUUUGGCGAAUACCUUCAAGUUGUAAACUAUGGAAUUGGAGGACACUAUGAACCUCAUUUCGACCAUGCUACUGCUCCAAACAGUCCUGUGUACAAGUUGAACACUGGCAAUCGAGUGGCUACAUUCAUGAUAUAUCUCAGCUCUGUCGAGGCAGGUGGGUCCACUGCAUUCAUCUAUGCCAACUUCAGUCUACCGGUAGAAGAGAAAGCGGCCAUCUUUUGGUGGAAUCUGCACAGAAAUGGUGAAGGAGAUGUCGACACGCUUCAUGCAGGCUGUCCAGUGCUUGUAGGGGACAAAUGGGUGGCAAACAAGUGGAUUCAUGAAUAUGGUCAAGAAUUUAACCAUCGCUGCACCCUGAAUCCUCAUGAGUAAGUGAAGGAGAGAACCGGUUGCACUGUUUGGUGUCUUUACAAUCACGAACCCAUCGGAAAGAAGAGGGAGGGGGGCGUGUGGGCUGUGGAAAGGGGCAGGCCGAACUAGCCUCAAGCCCAAAGAGCCUUGAGCAGGCAGACCGCAGUGGACAUGGAUGAAGUAAAACUGAGCUGCGUUUUCAGCCCAAGUUGAAAAUCAAUCCCUGGAGGCCACAUUCUCUCAAACUCAUGCUGUAGAGAGAGGCCUCUGCUCCUCUUACUGCGCUGAUUUGGGCUCACUGUGAAACACUGUUUGCUUCUUGCAGAAGUUUGAAGAAAAACUUGCCAUUCUGGCCAUAUGUACUGCAGAGCACUCUGUCAUAAAAUAUAAAUGUAGUUGAGGAAAGUGAAUUACGUUUUUGCUUUGCAAAAAUGUGGUGACUAAAAAAUAAAUAUAUUUUUCAAGUUG
This is a messenger RNA of Boleophthalmus pectinirostris (great blue-spotted mudskipper), 2209 nucleotides long. It is a transcript of the gene p4ha3, whose product is annotated as prolyl 4-hydroxylase, alpha polypeptide III. NCBI's taxonomy places the organism in Eukaryota, Metazoa, Chordata, Actinopteri, Gobiiformes, Gobiidae. The record is from RefSeq and is a predicted model, not a curated record. The coding region runs from base 131 to 1762 and encodes 543 amino acids. The transcript is spliced from 13 exons. Gene Ontology annotation, cellular component: endoplasmic reticulum. Gene Ontology annotation, molecular function: iron ion binding; protein binding; procollagen-proline 4-dioxygenase activity. Gene Ontology annotation, biological process: peptidyl-proline hydroxylation to 4-hydroxy-L-proline.